Molecule: messenger RNA, 5956 nt
Organism: Sciurus carolinensis (gray squirrel)
Lineage: Eukaryota; Metazoa; Chordata; Mammalia; Rodentia; Sciuridae
Gene: Pnma8a
Product: PNMA family member 8A
Exons: 4
Coding region: 329-1639 (436 amino acids)
Source: RefSeq, a predicted model, not a curated record
UCGGUCGGCGCAGUUGCUGGGAUCGAGGCCCCGCUUCGCGUGACUCGCCGGCGCGGAGCGGGGGCGGACAGAGGCUUCCCGGCCCGGUCUGGCCCGAGCCGCGGCGCCAGGGCGGUCGAGCCUGCUCCCGAGGAGUGGCUGCACCCCGUGGCCUCUCCUUGGCCGGCCUGGACGGCCGGAGGCGGGGCUGCAGGUCCAUCCCUGCCGGCCGGCCGAGCACCAGCCCCGGGGGCCGUUGCGCCAGAUCCCGGGACUCGUGAUUCCUAUCUGGGGACCCCUGCAGCUCACAUCCACUUCGUAGACCCUUUGCGUGGGGUUUGACGGCCAGAUGUCGGAGGCCAUGGCGAUGAACCUUCUGGAGGAUUGGUGUCGGGGGAUGGAAGUGGACAUCCACAGGUCCCUGUUGGUCACGGGCAUCCCAGAGGACUGUGGCCAAGCAGAAAUCGAGGAGACCUUGAAUGGGGUCCUCUCGCCCCUGGGCCCCUACCGCGUGCUUAACAAGAUUUUCUUGAGGGAGGAGAACGUGAAAGCUGCGCUUGUUGAGGUUAGCGAGGGUGUGAAUCUGAGCGCCAUACCCCGGGAGUUCCCAGGAAGAGGCGGUGCCUGGAGAGUGGCCUGUAGGGAUCCCACCCAGGAUGCUGAGUUUUUGAAAAACCUGAAUGAAUUCCUGGAUGCCGAGGGGCGCACAUGGGAGGAUGUGGUCCGCCUGCUGCAGCUUAACCACCCCUCGCCAUCCCAGAACCAACCCUCGGAGAACUGGGCAGAAACUUUGGGGGUGCUUCUGGGGGCCGUGGUGCAAGUCAUCUUUUACAUGGAUGCAGAGAUCCGUAGUCGGGAGGAAGCUAGGGCUCAGGAGUCCGCUGAGGCAGAGGAGGCAGCAGCCUGGGCUUCAGCAGCUGUGAAGAAGGUCAAGAAGGAGCCAGGGUUGGCUGCAGAAGUGGGUUCUGCCUUGAAGAUGGAGAAUCCCCACCAUUGGAAUGACAUGGAAGACCAGGGUGACCCUCCCAAACCUUUAGUUCGCAGGGCUGGAGCUAAGACUCGCUCCAGGAGAAAGAAGCAGAAAAAAAAUCCCAAGCAGGAACCAGUACUCUGGAAAAAGCCCAAAGGCAACCGUCCCAGUAGCUCUGCCUUCUUGGAGAAUCGAGAGGCUGGGGAAGCGGAAAGCAUGGAGAUCGCUGAGUCUAUCAAGAGCAACAAAAAGCCCUGUGUGAAGCAGGAGGAAUCAGCUCUGAAGAAGCCUUUGGCAAAAAGUGCCUGGAAGGUUCCCCGAGAUCCACCUCAGGAGGCCCCGGGGGAAGCAGAGAGCCCUGGAGGCUCCACUGAGUCAGACCAAGAUGGUGGUCAGGAAAGGCCCCCAAAGAAGAAGGCCAUGGGCUGGGCCUCAGGAAAGAGCCCUGCCCCUAUGAGGAAGAAGAAGAAGGUGAGCUUGGGCCCCGUCUCUUACGUGCUGGUUGAUUCCGAAGAUGCAAAGAAGAAGCCGAUGAUUGCCAAGAAGGGGUCAGGCUUGAGGAGGGAUGUGUCAGCCCAGAAGGCCCCUCGAGGCCCACAGCACUUCCGGUCACCAGCCUCAACAUCCAGGGGUCUGAAGGCCAAGUCAGGAGGCUCUCCUCGUGCCUCCAAUGAUUCCAGAAAACUUUGAUUUGGGGGACCACCCAUGCCCGAGGAGUUGAAAGAAGACCAAGGAAGAAGUUCCAAGUUAGAAGCAAAGUUUUCUCUUGUCGUUGAGUGAAACAGGACUUGGCUCUUUGAGGGACCCAGUUUCUAGAGGUCUGGCUCUCCAGAGGUAAAUGAUGUGAGAUCUUGGGUCUUGGGAGGAAUUUGGGGAGGGAGGUGUGUGUCUCUCUGCCAUUUUCUCUACCCAGCCUGCUUUUCACCUCCUCAACUCACCCUCAGUGGUGGGAGGCUUGGUAAGUGGCUUGGGAAAAUUCUAGAAUGUUCAUUACCCUUAAUGCAUGGGCAGGGUUACUGUUUUGCUCAUUCAUGUCCAGCCUUUCUCCCCACCCCCUGCUUGCUCUUCUGGAUGGUCAGCUAACCUUCAGGGCCUGGUGUUUUGAAGAGCAGGGUGGCCGCUUUCUCCCCUCCAGCCUCCCUGGGCUGUGACUGGAGGGUGAGUUAAGCCCGGAUCUUGGGUGCAUACCUGGCCCCUUGGUUCCUGCAGUCUUGAGUUUCCAUCCUCUAGUUAUCAACCAGAAGAUGGUUAGUCCCAAGAGUGCUGGAAGAAUGAAUGUCUGCCUCGCUAUUGAAGUAGUCAAGUUUGAGAGUCUGUUGAUAAAAAUGGCACUUUGACUUCUGUUUUGGUUGAAGCCCUUUCAGGAAGCGUGUGGGGAAGAGGGGCGGUUGGUAGGGAAGACUGGGUCAUUCCUGGGUUGUUGACUAUAGUUCCAUCCUGAGUCACCAAACUCACCAUCUUUGAGGUGGAAACCACUUCUCACGUAGAAAAGGGAAAAAAAAAAUCUUUAAAAAAUUAGUUGUUUCUGCUGUCUGAAUCUAGACACACUAAAUCAGAACAGACCACUACGUCCCAUAGUGUGUGUGUGCGCGCGUGCAUGUGUAGGAGACCGGGCAGGGACCCCAAAAUCAGUGGUUUCCAAACUGUAUUUUGGGGAAUCCCAAGGCAUCCACAAAGACGUAAUCCAAAUCUAUUUUUUCAUGUGUUUUAAAGUGUUAAAAACAAUUGCUCAAAGGUGUCGUAACCCAGACCAGUCACAUGGAGAACUGUCAGAAUAUCACCUUGUGUUUGUAGGUUGACUUGUUUCUGUACAGGUCUCUAUCUAGUCGUUUCUGCCUUCUCUUUGCAUAUAAUUAAAUUGCUUGUAAACGUGACCUGCUGAGGAAGCUUGACAGUGGGUGGCUUGGUGCUGCGCAUGUCUGGAAGCCCCUUCCCGUUGUACCUCACAUGCUCCUGUUCUGCUGUGACCCUGCAGCUGUGUUGAUAACAAGUUCCCAUGUCAACCUGCGCACAGUAAUCUUCUGUCCUAGAGUUUUAGCCCUCACGAGUGUUCGUGGUCUUUUCUCUGACUUUGGUUUUUGUGGUAAAAGUGUGAACAGUUGUUAGAUGUUGUUGUGAUUCAACUUCAAGACAAAUUUCUUGUGACAAUUCAUUUCAAAAUCCUGCGUGAGUCCCACUGAAGAUGCAGAAAACAGGAAUGGCUUCCACCUGCAGCUCCUCCUCCGCUUCAAGGUGUGUCUUGGGUGUGUGCAAACAGCGCGGGGCUAGCUGGACUCGCGGGGUGACGAGGCUGCAGCUGCCCAGCUCCUGAAAUCCAAGUCGGUCUGUCGGGGCUUCGUUGUGUUAACAGGUUGACACCAGGAUUAGUAAAUGUCAAUGUAUAUGCAUAAAAUAAAGUUCCGCACAUCAAGUGUUGAGUCUUCUCUAUGGGUGGAGAGUGCGGGGACCUGCGAGGACUGUGCGGUUUGGGCAAAGGGCCUCCUGCCCUCUAGUCCCACUCUUGCACCCCAGCCACUGGUGCAGCCAGCAGACGUGGGUGUGGCCACAAGUAUUGGUAAUUUCCUAGGAGAAGAAGCCAUUUGUCCUUUGCUGUGGUCUUCCACCAAUAAGAGGAUCUCCCAUAGGCCUUAGGGUUUCUAGAAGUUUCUGUGAUAGGCAAGGGGUGAUGUGAAGUAUCUGGAAGUGCUAGCUUAGUUUUAAAAGCAACUGGAAAACAAAACCCCUUCCUCCCUUUCAUCACCUUAGGCAGAGGCUUAAGUCUUUCAGUUAAAAGUUUGUUUUCUUCUGUCCAAGCUUUUCCCCUGCCAGGGACUCCUGAACCAGGGUGGCCACAGAUCAGUCCCUGGAAUUGCUAUUUAAGAUGCCCCAUUUUUAUGGCCCUACCUGCAGAAUCAGGAUCUCUUGGCAUCUCUGGGACUCAGCAUUUUAAAUAAUUUCCCCUGAGGAUUCUGAUUCAUGCAACAAUCAAGAGCUGUAAGUGGAAUAAUCAAGACUGGGGAAAGGGAGUAUCCUCAGGGUCAAGGUUGGUGUUUUGCAACAGAGGACAUUGGGGAGGGAAAAUUCGAAAGAGACCAACAGAGAAGCUGGGGCUGGCGGACAGGAGCUGUGGACCUGGAGCAGCGUGAGGAUCCGGGAAAGGCUCACUCUUGGGUCUCCCAUAGCACAUGGGGACAAGAUCUUGACCUCCCACAGUGGUAGUUACUCCUGGUUAUACCCAGGCCACCAGGGGAGUCUGGAAGGCCACUGUGGCCUGAAGCAGGGGAGAUCUAGGACAGGGCCCAGGUAAGGGUCGUGGGCCCUCUGGGAAGCUCUUGGGGGGCAGUGACUGCUCAGGGUAUGCCUGGGGACAAGGCUCAGCCAGGGCACAUGGGGGGGUGGGAGCAGAACUGAGGAGCAUGGUGGACACCAGGAGGGCCAGGAGGGAGCUCUUGUCUGCUUGUGCUGUCCUCCAGCCAGGACCUACUAAGCAUCUCUGGCGUGACAACCAGGAAGAAGACAGACCCCUGCCCCCGAGGCAGGCAUGCUGUGAGGCCCACCGUGCAGUGCAGACAGGGUGCUGAGCACUGGCGACAGCAGCAGGCUCGGGUCCAGAGGUUAGACUUUUUAAAAAAUGGCAUGCAAUGAACUGCAGAGAUCAGAAGGGAGGCGUUGGAUGAGUUUUGACCUGCUGGCUCCUUGGUGACACCUCUGACGGGAACUGCAGCCUGACGUCCCCUCCUGUUUAUCCCUGCAGUGGUUCCCACAGACCGUGGUUUCUCUUUUUCUUUUUUUUUAAAUAUUUUUUUAGUUGUUGAAGGACCUUUAUUUUACUUACUCACAUGUGGUGCUGAGGAUGGAACCCAGUGCCUCACACGUGCCAGGUAAGCUCUCCACCACUGAGCCCAGGCCCAGGCGCAGAGAAUAUGGUUUUUCGACCAAGGCUGUUCUACCCGAUCGAGAACUUUGUAUAGAUGAGGUAGCAUAGGGCAUACGGUUUCCUUUUUGUUUUGGUGAUGGGGAUCAAACCCAGGGCCUCACACUUUGGCCUUGAACUUUUUUUUGUCUUCUGGCUGUUGUUGUUUUGAACUUUUUAGUCUGCUCUUUUUAGCUGCACUUGAGGGUAGAGUGUAUUUUGACGCGUUCGUUAUACAUACUUGGAGUGUAACUGAUUCUAAUUAGGACCCCAUUCUCGUGGAGCUGUGCAUUUCACUGCUGGUGUUUUCAUACGUAAACACAGGAAAGUGAUGUGCUAUGGACCUUGAACUCUUGAUCCUCCUGCCUCAGCAUGCGCCGUGUGCUGAGUUCAUUGCUUUUUAAAGGAAAAAGUAAUACCUCUCUGUGUGUUUAGAAAAAUUAACAUCAAUGCCAUGGAAGCCUGUUGGCUCUGUUCUCACUGUACUUAUCCCCUCUUUGGGUGAUUUGCCUGUUUUCUUCUGGAGAAUAGACUUUGAUCUACACCAUCACCAAGUUCAGGUCCAGAGAUGUCACAUGACUAACGGCCAGCCAAUCAGAGCAUUCCUUUCACCAGGCAACAGCAAUUGAUCCAAUAAGACUCCCAGGAGUUUGGCACUCUGAGGAAUAAAGCUUUCUUUCCUGGGGUUCCUGGCAGGUGUAUUUCUGGUGUGUGGGAGGCAAGUAUACAAGGAGUGGCAGGGAAAUAAUGAGGUGUAUUUGAAGAGGGGAGACUUCCUGGACCCUAGGCAAUAUAGUGGAAAGCAGGGCCAGAAGAAAGACAGAGAGUUUUGUUUACAUUAUGCGUGAGCCUGGAUCUAGCCAUACCUGAAAGCCAAAACCCUUUUUGGUUACAUGAGUCCAUAACUAACAUUUUUCUUUUCUUCUUUCUUUUGCUUCUCUCCCCACAUCUCCUAACAACAACCUGAAUUGGCUCAUGUCAUACUUGAAAUGUGGUGGCCCACGCCUGUCAUCCCAGUGACUCAGGAAGCUGAAGCAGGAGGAUCACAAGUUUAAGACCAGCCUCAGCAACUUGGUGAGGCCCUAAGCAACUUGUUGAGAACGUGUUGUGAUGGG